CCGCUCCGUGCAGCCUGGCAGGGACUCGGUGUCCCGGCGCGCCGCGGGCUGUGGGCGGAGAGGCGGAGGCAGAGGCGGGCAAGGCGGGCGGCUGCUGUGGAAGUUGUGUGGGCCGUGCGGUGUCGUGGCUGUGGGAAGACGCACAGAGCCUGUUUGGGCAACACCAGAAUGGAGGAGCCCACUGGGGACCUUCCCAUCCGGGCAGACGUCAUCCUUGCCGAGUCGUGCUGUGAUCAUGUCACCCUGACAAACCUGGUGGAAGUGCUGAGAUCUUUGGUGGCUUUAACUGACCCUCAGGAGGGGAAGCUGACUCAGUCUCAAGAGAAAGCACUAAACUCGCUGGGCAUUUGGAAAACUGUAUUUAGAAUUGUUCCUGGGCCUACAUCAAAGACCUCAGUGGAGUGACAGCUCAAAAAUGGGAGACCAGGAGACGGGUGAACCUUUUCUGGGGAUAGUGGAUGAUGGUGCCAGAGACUACGAAGGAGCUCUGCCCUCAGACACGGUGUCGCUCAGUGAUUCUGACUCUGAUGACUUGGGGCUGGCGGGUGAAGCAGAAGUUGAUACAAUAUCUCCCAAGGAGCCAUGUGUGGAUGAAGGGGAUUUCAGAUCAGGGGAGACCCCUGACUCUUCAAACAGCGGUCACAGAUCUCCUGUCCAGCCAUUCCAUCUGAGGGGCAUGAGUUCUAUGUUCUCUCUCCGUAGCCAGAGCAUUUUUGACUGCCUGGAAGAGGCGGCCAAGCUGUCUGUGCCCUCAAUGCCUGAAGAUAAUGUUGUUGAUGGGAGGUUUAAGCGUCCAUUGCCUCCCACCACAGUUUCAGGUACCGUGGUCCCAGAAAACAUGGGAAAGCAAGCCAGACCAGUGCAGGCUCCCAAAACCUCUCCUGCGGUGCCUGACUACGUGGCACACCCAGAGCGCUGGACCAAAUACAGCCUAGAGGGAGUUUCAGAGUCCAGUGACAAGACUAACAGGGCAGUGGCCCUGGAAUUUUUAGGUGGUUUGAAGAAAAGAGGGGAGCAACAGAGCUCGGCUACUCAAGGUAACUACACCCCAUCCUUCAACCAGGACCCUUCCAGCUGCGGAGCUGGGAGGAUUGUCUUCACCAAACCAACUAAAAGAGGUGUUGAUGGACUGGAAAAGAAAACAUCAACAGGAGAGGAUGAUAAGAAGCAGAUGAAGACAGAUCUGAAAGGAAAAUCUCUUAAGAAGACUGAUGACUUGAGGGAAGAAGAUAAGGUAGAGCUGGGGCACUUAGACAGUGACAGUGGAAAGGCAGCAGAGGAGGAGGAGUGCAUGAUGGAGGGGGACCAGAACACAGAAUAUAAACUUGAGGCAAGGUUUAGGGGUGCAGUUGAAGAGCCAUUAGUGGGAACAGUUGGAUUCCACUGCAGUAAGAAGAAGAGCAGGAAAAAUUUCCGACCUAAACUAGACGAUGAAGGGGAGGAGGAAGAGUCCUGAAGGAUGAAGCACAUUGGAGACAUCCCAGGACUUGUUCAUUUUUUUUCUCUUUUUUUUCCUUUUUUCUGGUCUGAAAACCAUGUGGUAGCUUUUUUUUUUCUUUUUUCUGGUCUGAAAACCAUGUGAUAGCUUUUUGUCCAACAGUUUGUGUCAGAGCCACCAAGAACAUUUUAUACUAUUAGAAAUUAAGCUAUCUAAAAUAAACUCCAGACUUUCUGUUUAUGAGAAGUCCAUGGGCACAGGAUAGUUGCAUCCUGGCAGGAGAGCAUAAGGUGUGCUUUGUUUGCUUGAACAGCUCCCUGGGUCUUGCUCUAGGGCUGAAGUAUCCAAAGAAACAGAAGUGUUAGGUAAAAGGCUGCAGGGCUUCCUAGUAACUCCACAUUUUGGAGUUGUUCCCAAAUUCUGCAGAAUCCUGGAGAAAAGGUGAUGAGCUCAUUAUGUGGAGAUUUUUAAACAAUGAAAGUAAAACCUAGUCUUCCACUAGAUGUGAUUUCUCCUGGCCCUGUCCCAGGAAGGAAACCCUUUAACUUUUUUGUGUAAAAACAUCCUUCUCUCAUUGCCAUUGAGGGUGAAAGCACAACAGUGCCCAGUUAUAUGAUGUGAUGAUCCUUGACCUGCACCUUUGUAUGUCCUUUCCUGGAGGUGCUGCUUCUGUAUUGAUUGUGUGUGGAUUGGGGGAAUUUGUAGGAAUGAGAUACUGAUACCAGAACUGGAUACUUUUUUGUUUUAUGUGAUACAAUAAACUUUCAGUUGUAACUUGA
Molecule: messenger RNA, 2217 nt
Organism: Corvus hawaiiensis (hawaiian crow)
Lineage: Eukaryota; Metazoa; Chordata; Aves; Passeriformes; Corvidae
Gene: TSSC4
Product: tumor suppressing subtransferable candidate 4
Exons: 4
Coding region: 416-1456 (346 amino acids)
Source: RefSeq, a predicted model, not a curated record